UUUAGGGCAGGAAGGAGGAGAGAUAUGGCGAUGGCAGCGACCGCGAUGGCGCCCGUGGGAGGCGGCUCUCCCAGGUGUGUCAGUACUUCGUGCAAUCGCUCGCGACAUCGCAUUCCUCUCGCGGCGGCAUCGGCCAGGGAUUUCGGGCGCGGCAACAAGAGAUUUGGAAGAGUAGCCAUCGCCAUGGCAUCAUCGGAGGAGGAGCGCGUUCCGGCGACGAAUUCGGCGCCCUCGGAGGUUGCUGUUUUGCCGCAGAAGGAGGAGGGGGAUUCCACAGCUCAAUCGUCGGGCAAGAAGAAGCCAUCGCCCCUGGAGAAAGGGGGUACGCUGCGGGGAGAAGCGGCCGAAGGGAAGGAUCCCAGCCCCGCUGCCUUGGGAAAGAAGAGCUCCGCGGUCUCCGGAGAAAAGUUUGAGGAUCCAAGGUGGAAGAAUGGCAACUGGGACAUGACCAAGUUUGUUAAGAACGGCAAGAUGGAUUGGGAUGCUGUGAUUGACGCUGAGGUGUUGAGAAGAAAGUGGCUAGAAGAGAAUCCCGAGGCCUCGAGCAACGACGAUCCUGUGCUGUUUGACACGGCUACCGUCCCGUGGUGGGCGUGGGUCCGACGCUUCCACUUGCCAGAGGCGGAGCUCUUGAAUGGCCGAGCAGCGAUGGUGGGAUUCUUCGCAGCGUACUUGAUAGACAGCUUGACUGGGGUGGGCCUGGUGGACCAAACGAACAGCUUCUUUGGCAAGCUACUGCUCCUCAUCACCGUGGUUGGAAUCCUGCUGGUCAGGAAGAACGAGGACUUGGAAACUAUCAAAACGCUGGUCAAGGAGUCGACAUUCUACGACAAGCAAUGGCAAGCGACCUGGAAAGAUAGCGAAGAGCAGCAGAAGAAAUGAAAAAACCGAUGUUGUAUAGCUCGUUAAAUUGAAGUUUCCCAGUCCUGUUUUGUCUUGAAA
Selaginella moellendorffii is the source of this 942-nucleotide messenger RNA. RefSeq names its product light-harvesting complex-like protein 3 isotype 1, chloroplastic. The transcript has 3 exons. The record is from RefSeq and is a predicted model, not a curated record. NCBI's taxonomy places the organism in Eukaryota, Viridiplantae, Streptophyta, Lycopodiopsida, Selaginellales, Selaginellaceae. The coding region runs from base 25 to 882 and encodes 285 amino acids.